Ylistrum balloti is the source of this 1212-nucleotide messenger RNA. Its product is annotated as opioid-binding protein/cell adhesion molecule-like. The coding region runs from base 1 to 1212 and encodes 403 amino acids. The transcript has 7 exons. The record is from RefSeq and is a predicted model, not a curated record. Lineage: Eukaryota; Metazoa; Mollusca; Bivalvia; Pectinida; Pectinidae. Gene Ontology annotation, cellular component: neuron projection.
AUGUUCGAAUCAUUUAUUUCAGUAGUGUUGGCGGUUUUGGAGAAUACCAGUAGUGAUAUCGUGGAUAAACCUAUCCUUGACACUCGUCCAGAAAAUGUGACAGUUUUGGCGGGUGAGACGGCGACCUUACCUUGCCAGGUGGAUAGCCUUGGUAAGAAGUAUAAGGUGGUAUGGAUGAGUCCGAAGAUGAUAUUGAUAUCAAAUGGAGAUCGCCGGUUAAUGGACGACGACCGGAUGUCAGUAGAGCGUCCAUAUGACCCUGAUUGGAAUCUCCAUAUCCGGAAGGUUCGAUAUGACGACAGGGGCAUGUACCGGUGUACUCUCAACACAAAUCCUGUUAGUGUCAAAUCAGUACACCUCAGGGUCGACGUGGCACCAGACAUUAACGAGGAAUGGUCUAGUGGUAACCAGGUGGUGAACGAAGGAAGUACAGUGGAGUUACACUGUAAUGCCUCUGGAGUUCCAACGCCAAACAUACGAUGGUACCGGAAGACCAAGUACACGUCUACUAUGGAAAAAGAACCGAUCGGUACCCCCGGGGAGAUUCUCUUUAUACAUAAUAUAACUCGGUAUUGUGACGGGAUCUACGAAUGUGUGGCGUCUAAUGGAGUGGCCGAGGAUGAGUCGAAAGAGAUCAAAGUCGACGUCCAGUUUAAACCGGAAGUCCGACUGCUGAAUUCACGAUUGGGACAUUACGUGGGAAAAGAAACCAUUUUAAGCUGUGUUAUAUCGGCCUCGCCACAAGCCGAAGUUUUCUGGAGGAAGGGAGAUAAAAAAUUAGUGACCGAAUACGGCAAAUAUCGCUCUGAUGUAUUUCACGAUCGUCCCCAUACCCUGACCCUCAAUUUACAGUUUCACAACCUGCAGAAAGACGACUUCGGAAACUACACAUGUGAAGCUUAUAACAAACUGGGAGGAGAUAGUGAAAACAUGCUUUUAUACGAGUAUCCAGUAUUAAAGGCAGAGGUUCCCACGAGUACUAUUCCACCAGGGAAGGAGAAUAUGCGCGGGGGUAGCGGAGCGGGUACGACCACGACUUUCCCACGUUUUCAUAACCAAAUCACAGCAUAUAAUAAAUACAAUCCAAACGGUCCUGUGGAAAUGGAAUUCAAUGGCGCUGCUGGCUAUUUCACGGGAGCUUCACCAGUAUUACUUCGUGUUUACACAUGGACCUUUUGCCUAGUUGUUUACAAUCUAUGUUCAUUUACGUGA